Aspergillus ibericus CBS 121593 is the source of this 534-nucleotide messenger RNA. RefSeq lists its product as uncharacterized. The record is from RefSeq and is a predicted model, not a curated record. Gene Ontology annotation, biological process: proteolysis. NCBI's taxonomy places the organism in Eukaryota, Fungi, Ascomycota, Eurotiomycetes, Eurotiales, Aspergillaceae. Gene Ontology annotation, molecular function: serine-type endopeptidase activity. The transcript is spliced from 2 exons. Bases 1 to 534 code for a protein of 177 amino acids.
AUGCCGCGACCAAGAAACGAGCCAUCAAAUCCCAAGAGUGCCGCCAAGGCAAUCAACCACGCCAUUGACAGCCAAGCCGAUAUCAUCUCCAUGUCCUGGAGUCCAUCCAUCAUCCGGCUCGGAGGGCCCAAGCAAACCGGACAGAUCAUGGAUCAGGUCGGGAGCCCCAACAAUGUCGACUACACCUGCCCCGGAGAUGGGGUGAGCACGGAGCGAUGGGGACCCGGUGAGAUCCGGGAGACACAUUCGCUGACGGGCUCCUCGGUGGCGACGGCCCUUGCUGCCGGUCUGGCGGCCCUGAUCCUCUAUUGUGCUCAGGUCCGUCUUGCCCUCAGUGAGGGGGAGGAGCGCCCGACGGCCUCGGCUUCUCUGGGGAAGCUCCGAACGCCCGAGGGCAUGCGAACAGCAUUUGAUACGAUGCGCAAUGAGGACAGAUAUCUCGCGGUUUGGAAAGCGUUUGGCAAGACGGACCCAUUUAGCAGUUCCCGCGUUCGUGAUGAUGUUGUGAGGGUGGCGACGACACUGUCGCCGUAG